This is a messenger RNA of Stegostoma tigrinum, 899 nucleotides long. Its product is annotated as late histone H2A.2.2-like. The transcript has a single exon. Lineage: Eukaryota; Metazoa; Chordata; Chondrichthyes; Orectolobiformes; Stegostomatidae. Gene Ontology annotation, molecular function: structural constituent of chromatin; DNA binding; protein heterodimerization activity. The record is from RefSeq and is a predicted model, not a curated record. Gene Ontology annotation, cellular component: nucleosome. Bases 28 to 420 code for a protein of 130 amino acids.
UGUAAAAGUGUUUGUGAGGUUGUGGCAAUGUCUGGCAGAGGAAAGGGCAGUGGAGGGAAAGCUCGCUCGAAGGCCAAGUCCCGGUCGUCCCGGGCUGGCUUGCAGUUCCCGGUGGGCCGUGUUCACAGGCUCCUGAGAAAGGGUAACUAUGCUGAGCGUGUGGGUGCCGGAGCGCCGGUCUAUCUGGCUGCGGUGCUCGAGUACCUGACGGCUGAAAUCCUCGAGCUGGCCGGUAACGCGGCCCGGGACAACAAGAAGACCCGCAUCAUCCCCAGGCACCUCCAGCUGGCCGUGCGCAACGACGAGGAGCUCAACAAGCUGCUGGGAGGGGUGACCAUCGCUCAGGGCGGGGUGCUGCCUAAUAUCCAAGCCGUGCUGCUGCCCAAGAAAACCGCCGCAGGGGGCUCCGCUAAAAAGUGAAGAGGCCGUUCUUGAAUUUGCAAACACAAAGGCUCUUUUAAGAGCCACCCACCACAUCAGUGAAAAGCAGCUAGACCGUCACUGCUGGCUAAUUAACUUUCAUGUAAUGUUCAAACACGGUCCUUUAAAUGAGCAAAAAUAAUCGCUUUUGCUUUCUCCUUAACACGGAUAACAGUAGAACAGCUGGCGGACGGGACGAAUAAAGUUGGAGGUUUUGCUACAGGGACAGCGACUUAAAACAGUGACUCAAAAGGGCAUCCCCAUCAAUACGCUGAUAGGGAAAUAGAGACAUGGAAUAGCUCCGCGCCAGGAAGAGGCCCUUCGGGACUGAACCGACCCUCCUUAGUGGGUCUAACGAAUACACAAAUGGGAGAUUGGGCAAAGUUUCGAGUUCAGGAACAAAAAUAUAAAAAUUGUUUAUAUGUUGUGGUGGGUAUUGAAAUUGGCGCCAACUUCAGUUACAGCUGCGGAAACGCCAA